ACCUCAUCUCCUGUAAACAUCGCAUUCACCUCCGGCUGCAGCAGCGAAGGAAGCUCACUCGGCUCCGGGGGAGGCGACCUCUUACUUCGUUUGUAGUAAAUAUAAAGUCGAAGGAACAUGGCUCGGAUUUAUGAAUGAGAGCAUGAAUAUCGCUACAUGUGUCGAGGAAAUAUACGUAGCGCCUGGUUUGUUGACCAGAAAGUAACGACUGCCCUAAUCUGCACACGCAAACACGCCAAGGUCCGAAGAAAAACAAGUAACGUAGCGUAAAUUCUGCGAAGUGAGUGGAGCUUCUUUUUUUAAGGUAUUUUCGCGUCUUUAGUGCUAGUUCUCCGCACAGAAAUGGACCGAGGUGGCUGCCAGAUGAGUGGUGGCGGGGGUGGUGGUGGUGACAGCAGCGGGCCCGACAACAGCGGGAUGAUCACCCUGGAGGACCUGGAGUCUCUCUCGGAAGACCAACUGUCAGACUCGGGGAACGGCAGCCUGGAAGAGAGAGAAACCAUGCAGGAGGAGGAAGAGUCCGGCCGACUGCUGCAUUACUGGCAGGACGUCGCGAGGGGACACCAGGUGGAAGUAGCACCAGAAAUGGCAGAGCCAAUUCAACAGCUAACCACCAACAACCAAGGACACAGCAGCAGAGAACACGUCCCUUUCACUAUGCUCGGACGCAAAGAAAAGUGUGGGGAGCUGCAGUACGAGAAACGCCAGUACGAGAAGGGCCACUGGGCUUGUACAACGAUGCGUGAGGAAACUUAUGAACAGAGCAUCUGCUAUGGUUUUAUGAAGAUUAUGAGAUACAUCUGCCAGCAGAACUCCUUGGAAGGCUACCUGGGCAUGACGCUGCCCAUCGUCACAGUGGUGACCACAGAUGAGAGUCAUUCUACGAUCUCCAAUGACGUCAGGGUGGCGUAUUGUCUUCCCACUGAGCAUCAGGCCCAGCCGCCACAACCCAAUGACACCGACAUCACUAUAGAGAUCUGGCCCGCCGCUACUGUAUACUCAAGGCCCUUCACUGGUCCCACCAAUGAAGUGACCAUCAUUCAGCAGAUCAAUGCCAUGGCUGAGCAGCUAGAGCCCGCUGGCGAGUGCGUCAACGACUCCUUCAUGGUGGCCGGCUACACUAACCCUGCUCACGUCAACCGCCAGAACGAGAUCUGGUUCCUAGAGCGGCCCUGAGGGACGAGAGAAGAUUAAGCAUCAUUCUUAUCUGUGACCCUUGAGCCUCAUAAAGACUCCCUUAACACUGCCGCAGCUCAGCUACAGCCUCAGGUGAGGUGCAACCCAGUGUUUAGUCGCCACCUCUACCUGAAACGACCACCAGCCCAGCACACUCCAGACCAGUUGGGGCCAUAAAAAAAAAAAACUCAGCCCUUAUUCUACCCUCAGUGAAUUUUCCAUGUUCAUUUAGAUAGAUCCGUAUUCCACCCAUUAGACCUCAACCAAACCACUGCCAUACCCUUCAUGGACACAACACAGAUAUGAAAGUGCAGUAUAGCACUCGCUCUUACAUUGAGGUGGCAAAUAACUUUUCCUAAGCACAGUGCCCUGUAGUUGAAAUAGUUUUAACUCUUAAGCGCUGUGUGAACACAUGCAACGGCCUGUCUUUCCACAGCGGAGGCAGGUUCCCAGAGGACAUGCAGCCUUAUCACGCUCCCUUUCUGUUAGUUGCACGGCUACAAUGUCUUGUCAUGUGGGCUGAAAGUCAAUGCACAACAAACACAAACAGACGUGUUUCCCUGUCAUUCUCUAGCUAGCUGAGGUGAUUUCAACUCUAUCACUGUUUAUUUGCCGUUUCCUUUAUCUCUUGACUACAUGAUUCACAACAAUGUGAUGCCAGUCACACUGAUAUGCUAUAUUGUUUUAGUAGUAAGUGCAAUAUAUAAAAAAAUAAAGUUAUGAGAGUUGCUGAGGCACUUAACCUAACCCAAUGUAUGGUUCAAUUAAGCCGCUGACAACACAACCACUUUAAAUAAGCUCAACACAACAGGAAACACUAAUGAAAACGCACACUAUGUGUUUGUUUGAGCAUGAAUGUACAGCUAUAUGGAGGGUAACAACUAAUGACACAUUUCUAUAAACCAAACACUGAAAAACUCACUGAUUUUACAGCUGAAUGACAAUCAAAGUAUUAAUACAUCCUUCUCUCGCAAGAAAAUGAUGCAAGUAAAUGCGUUCCUUGUUUCAAAUCUAUUCACACAUAAAAUAGUUACUGUGUGCCUCUUAUGCUCUUUCUACUUGCUACUAUGUGUCAAUGUUAGUGCAAACACCACUGCUGCUGAGUAGAGACAAUGCAACUAAGAAAAGACGAGUGAAGAGAAUAUCUUUACUGCGAUUAUACACUUUAUGUUACAUAGAAGCUACAUUCUGUUUUAGUUCAAACUGUUUAAUGUUCUAUCACCAAUCUAAUGAGAGUAUAUAAAGACGCAGUGAAUUAAGUAUAUAUAUGUUUAUCUUCAAUAUAUUUGUAAUUAAAAACUAAUGCAAUCCAACACAAAGUCAUACACAUCAAACCAGCUACACCUAGAGUUCACAGUAAUAUAGAAAUGUUUCUGCUUAGGAACUUAACAUUUAGUGCUUGGGUGCCAGUGAAAUCAAACUGGAAGUGAACUAGCCAAAUCAUCACUGUGUGAUUCACCAGGACAGGGGCAUCCUACGAAAUGCUUCUGCGGUCAGUUAUUGAGGCCUAAUAAUUGUGUGUAAAAUUAAAAAGUGAAAUUCAGCUCAAAUUGUGAGCAGGUUUGUUUCAUUGUAUUUAAUCCACAUAACAAAGAUAUUAAGAAAGUUAGUUUUGGGUUGGAAAGGUUGCCCAGUCUUAAAGUCAGGCAGUUUUGGUUGACAUCAAGAUAUCCAAAUCCAAAUAAUUGAUUUUGCAUUAAAUGAUUGUAGAGUUGACUUGCAAAGCCAUUAUUCAUGUGCGUGGGGUUUCCCUUUAAGAGCCUGGUUAUAUGGGAACAUCAAAUGUGAGUUUUUCCUUUCUUUUUGCUUAUUGUUUUAGUGUUUUGCAAAAGUGUCCUGUACUGUGAAAAUUCAAGUGCAACAGCAAGAGCUACUGUGGUUUUCUUUGUUCAAUAAAAACAUACUUGUCUCCUG
Messenger RNA from Notothenia coriiceps (black rockcod), 3090 nucleotides. It is a transcript of the gene soul3, whose product is annotated as heme-binding protein soul3. The transcript is spliced from 5 exons. NCBI's taxonomy places the organism in Eukaryota, Metazoa, Chordata, Actinopteri, Perciformes, Nototheniidae. The record is from RefSeq and is a predicted model, not a curated record. Bases 343 to 1176 code for a protein of 277 amino acids. Gene Ontology annotation, molecular function: heme binding.